GUUUGACUACCAUCUGUCUGCUAUUCCGGCCCUUACUAAGGUUCAGGGGAGCAUGCACGUACUUUUGACUCAGCAAUGUAUUGCCUCAGGCUUGUGUGUUCGAGUGGCUCUUCGAGGACCCCGCACCCAUACAGCACCACCGGUCUAGCUUCAGCCCAUAUCCCUUAGCGGCCAGUUCACGCACCCACCGGGCGACAAAGUCGGAUUCGUACGACUGUAUUUCGCAAUGCUCUGUGAUUCAUCACCAGGUAUCUUUGAUCAAUCAGCAAACACGGGGAUGCAUGAUGGUUGUCCCUUUGCUCCGUUGAAUAUAAAUAUGACGUCUAUUUCCUGCAAAUAAUAUCGACAUCAGGCACUGUCAGUCAGUCAUAUAUACUACAGUUCUUUGCUUCUAUAACCCCGAAGGACUGGCGUUUGUACACCUCAAUUCUUGCCGAUUGUCUCCUCCCACAAUGGCCUCCCACGAGGAAUAUCUCUCAAUUCCUCAGCCGCCGCUCAAAUGGUUCUUCGGGAAUAUUCAAGACAUUGAUCCGGUAAAUACAGUGGGGUCCUUCUGGCGCUUAGCCGACAUCUAUGGCCCAAUCUUCAAACUCUCCUUGCCUGGCCGCACCGUCAUUGUUGUCUCAUCCUACGAACUUGUGAAUGACGUGUGCGACUGGAAUCGGUUUGAAAAACCAGUUAAUGGAGCCCUCAAGGAGGUGCGAGCAUUGACCGGAGAUGGCUUGUUUACAGCUUACCCCGGUGAACAUAAUUGGGGUGUCGCACAUCGGCUCUUGAUGCCUGUCUUUGGCCCGAUGGGCAUUCGUAAGAUGUUUGGUGGAAUGGUGGACAUUGCCUCCCAGAUGCUGCUACGGUGGGAUCGCUUUGGUCCGGAUCAUGAAAUUCUAUGCAGCGAUGAUUUCACGAGGUUGACGUUUGACAUGAUCGGACUUUGCGCGUUUGGGUUUCGCUUUAACAACUUUUAUACCGAUGAAGCGCAUCCCUUCGUAACCCAAAUGACUGAUGUGCUGAUAGAGAGUGGCAGAAGGGCAAACAGACUCGAUAUCGAAAACAGGCUUCGCAUCUUUUCGGCGAAGACGAACCAAGAAAAUGUUGCGGCUAUGCACAAACUUUGCGAUGAGAUCAUUGCUGAUCGACAAGCACACCCUCAACCGGAGCUCAAUGACCUACUGAACCCAAUGCUAAAUGGGAAAGACCCAGAGACAGGCGAGAAAAUGACACUUGAGAACGUCAGGUUCAACAUGGUUACUUUCUUGGUCGCUGGCCACGAGACAACGAGCGGCACCUUAGGCUUUCUCUUCUACCAUCUCCUGAAGAACCCAGACAAGUACAUGGCUGCGCAGAAAGAAGUCGAUGAUGUCCUUGGUGAUGCUCCUCUGGAGAUGAAACACCUCUCCCAACUUAAAUACGUCAAGUACUGUAUCUAUGAGGCGCUUCGGUUCCUAGGUCCAAUCAGUCUCAUCGCUAAGCAUGCAAAGCAUGCAACAAAGCUUGCUGGAAAAUAUGAUAUCACGCCCGAAGAGCACAUCCUUUGCAAUCUUCGACCAUUUCAUCAUGAUCCUAAGAUCUGGGGGGAGGACGCGGAAGAGUAUAAGCCUGAACGGUUCUUGAACGGAGGCUAUGAGGCACUGCCACCUAACGCGUUCAAGGCUUUUGGCGAUGGUCCAAGGGCUUGUAUUGGUCGCGGAUUCGCGGAGCAAGAAAUGGUAAUGGUGGUUGCACUAAUCCUGCAGAAGUUCCAGGUCGAGAUGGCGGAUCCCAGAUACCAGUUCCAUGUUAAAGUUUCUCUCACUCUCAAACCCGCAGAUUUCAAGAUUAAGGUUCGGAGAAGGUUAGGCCGAGACCUUUCAACUAUUGGCGGACCCUUCACUGCGCCAGCGCAAUCGCAAAGCGCAAAGGGAGCUGCUCCAAACGAGGCUCCGAAAGAGCAAAGAAAGGGUAUCACAAUCCUCUAUGGAUCGCAGGCAGGCACCUGCAAAUCAUACGCUGAGGAAUUGGAGGGCAAUGCUCCACGUUUUGGGUUAAAGGCUAAAGUCGAGACUCUCGACUCUGCCACAGAAGCUGUCCCAAAAGACCAACCCGUCAUCAUCAUUGCCUCUUCCUAUGAAGGCAAGCCCGCCGACAACGCAAAGAAAUUUGUUCAGUGGCUCGAAUGCAACUCCUCUUCUAAGAUUCUAGAAGGUGUUAAUUACGCUAUCUUUAGCGUCGGGAAUAGCGAUUGGGCUAAUACCUUCCAUCGUGUUCCUAAGCUUAUCGAUGAGCUGUUCGAAAAGAUGGGUGCUCAAAGACUCACAAAAACCGGUUUCGUUGAUGUCAAAUAUGACAUUAUGGGUCCCUGGGAGGACUGGACUGAAGUAAUGUGGAAAGAUCUUCGAAGUUCAUCUGGGACAAUUGCCGAGAUCAUUGGUGGUAAGCUCAGAGCUGAGAUUACACCGCCCAAGUUCGCAACUCACCUCGGUGGUGCGGACAUUGGUUAUGGUAUCGUCAAAGGCAACAAGGACCUCGGUGGCUCCGAUGUUGGACUGUCAAAGAAGCAUCUGGAGAUUGAGCUCCCAGAGGGUGUCGGCUAUCGGUCAGGCGACUACCUGGUCGUGCUUCCCCUAAAUCCUCUUAACACUACUAAGCGAGUCUUAAGGCGCUUUGAUAUCAGUCCUGACGACAGCAUCACUGUAACGGGAACAAACAAAGCCUUUCUUAGCCCUGAUGAGCCUAUUUCUGUCUUCGAUUUGAUCUCGACCAGGGUCGAACUCGGCACUCCGGCAUCCCAAAAACAGAUCCAAGUCCUCGCAGAGGCAACGCCAGAGGAAAAACGCGCGAAACUAUUGGAACUGGUGAAAGACGAAAUAUACAAGAAAGACGUAUUAUCAAAACGAUUCUCCGUCCUCGACCUCCUAGAAGACAACCCCAGCACGCGGCUUCCUUUUGCCACCUACCUCGACAUGUUGAAGCCGCUCACUCCGCGCCAAUAUUCCAUCUCCUCAUCACCACUAGCGAACGUUGACUUUGUACGGAAACCUGAUGGAAGGUCAGUGCAGAAAUUAAUAGCCUCUGUUACCUACGAUGUCCACAGAGAAGGCGCUUGGUCUGGUCAUGGUCAGUUCCUUGGCGUCGCCUCCACCUAUCUAGCUCUUCAAGAACCAGGCGAUAAAGUUCGCUGCUUCACACGUCCAACUAACGCCAACUUCCACCUUCCUCUCGAUCCCAUGACUCCUAUUAUCAUGGCCGCAGCGGGUACAGGCAUAGCGCCCAUGCGCGGUUUCAUCCAAGAACGCGCUAUCAUCAAACAAGCACGCAACCAAGCGCUCGGUCCCGCCAUCCUAUAUUUCGGUUGCCGACACUAUGAAAAAGACUUUAUCUACUCUGACGAGCUCAGCAAGUGGGAAGCCGAAGGGAUCGUCAGUGUGCGACCCUGUUUCUCUAAAGCCGGGCCAGAGGGCCAUCAGAAAUACGUACCCGAUCGUAUGUGGGAGGAUCGGGAGGAGUUAGCGAAGUUAUUUGGCGAGGCUGGCGCAAAAAUAUUUGUUUGCGGGAGUGCGAGUAAAUUGGCCAAGAGUACGGCGGAGGUGUGUAAGAAGAUUUGGAGGGAGAAGACAGGUGGAAAUGAGCAGGCUGCUUUGGAGUGGCUGGAUCGGGUUAAGGAGAAUAGGUAUGUUAGCGACGUUUUUGAGUAAAAAGGUGGAUUUUGGUAAAGGAUGGAAUAGGAAUGCGAAGAGGUGGAAGAGGGAAAUGUAUACGCCUACUGGUUAAGAAUUUUCUUGCCUGUUAUGGCGUGUCGAGGCAUGUUAAUAGUUAACUAGACCCAACACGAGAAUGUCUAAAAUUUUGGACUGAGGAUUGCAUUCUCUCGACACUCUCUUUAAUUCUAGCAACAAGCUUUU
Lindgomyces ingoldianus is the source of this 3878-nucleotide messenger RNA. RefSeq names its product bifunctional P-450/NADPH-P450 reductase. The transcript has 7 exons. The coding region runs from base 453 to 3671 and encodes 1072 amino acids. Gene Ontology annotation, cellular component: cytosol. The record is from RefSeq and is a predicted model, not a curated record. Gene Ontology annotation, molecular function: heme binding; flavin adenine dinucleotide binding; iron ion binding. NCBI's taxonomy places the organism in Eukaryota, Fungi, Ascomycota, Dothideomycetes, Pleosporales, Lindgomycetaceae.